This is a messenger RNA of Fopius arisanus, 1116 nucleotides long. RefSeq names its product putative nuclease HARBI1. NCBI's taxonomy places the organism in Eukaryota, Metazoa, Arthropoda, Insecta, Hymenoptera, Braconidae. The transcript is spliced from 6 exons. The record is from RefSeq and is a predicted model, not a curated record. Bases 1 to 1044 code for a protein of 347 amino acids.
AUGGAAAUGAGAGAAUCACAGAAUCUCUUUCAUACUUUAGAUGAGCGUUCUUUCAGGAAACGGUUUAGGCUAACAAAAACGUUAACGGAGAGGCUUAUUCGACGCAUUUCUCCCAUCCUACCUGAUGAAGGCCCGACAUCAUCUGUAUCAAAGUCGAUUCAGAUUCUCGUUACAUUAAGAUUUUAUGCUUCGGGAGACUUCCAAGAGUCCAUUGGGGACUCAAAAUUCUUCGGUCUAUCCCAAUACAUGGUUAGCCAAAUCAUUUCGAAUGUCACAGAUGCCAUUGGAUCUCUAUCGGAUGAAUAUAUACGAUUUCCUGAAACCGAAGAGCAAUUCCAAGAAAUCUCUAAUGGGUUCCAACAGAGUGGUGGCUUCCCAGGUGUGUUAGACUGCAUUGAUUGCACUCAUGUAAUCAUGCGAUCCCCCUCAAUAGAGCCUUGGCAAUUCAAAAAUUAUAAAGAGAGUUAUUCUCUCAAUAUCCAAGUGACUUGUGAUCAUCAAAUGCGCGUAACUUCGAUCUGUGCAUACAAUGGCAGAACACAUGAUUCCAAAAUCUGGCGCGAAUCUGAUACAAAAGAAAAGAUGAUCAGAGUGAAUGAGGAGUUUGAAAGCAGAUACUUCCUGCUCGGAGAUGCAGGUUACCCAUUGUGUCCAACACUUCUCACACCUAUCGUAGACGCUUUGGAAAACACACCUGAGGGCAGGUACACUCGUCGUCAUUGUAAGACAAGAUGUACAAUAGAACGAGUUUUUGGUGCGAUGAAGGGACGAUUUAGGUGCAUUCACCGAGACCGAGUAUUGGCGUACGAACCAGAAAAAGUCGUUAAAUUUUUUAAAAAUUGUGCGAUUCUUCACAAUUACAUAAUUGAGAAUAGGAUUGCAUCUGAGGAUGUGGAUGAUGUCAUGGAUCAAGAUGAUGAUGAUUAUAAUUUGCAUCAAGGGAUAAUGGACUUUGAUGAUAUUGUUGUUGGGCAGCCAAACAGUGAGUUGAUACGAGGACGUCAUCUUCGUCAGCACAUCAUUGAUAAUUUUUGUACUGACUAAUAAUCGUUACGGAAUUUCAACGUUAUAAUAAAAAAUAAAAUACAAAAAUAAUGACCUAUUUUGUAAUCAAUU